Molecule: messenger RNA, 1806 nt
Organism: Penicillium cataractarum
Lineage: Eukaryota; Fungi; Ascomycota; Eurotiomycetes; Eurotiales; Aspergillaceae
Product: MFS transporter
Exons: 3
Coding region: 1-1806 (601 amino acids)
Biological process (GO): transmembrane transport
Molecular function (GO): transmembrane transporter activity
Source: RefSeq, a predicted model, not a curated record
AUGUUUCAACGACCAGCUUGUUUGCAAGGCCGACGACAGCGCAAUCGCGCGGCCGAGGAUUGGUCUGCAUUUCCCAUUCGGCAAUUAUUCGUCUUAGCACUUGUUCGAAUUUGCGAGCCCAUUGCUUUCAUGUCGAUUUUUCCCUAUGUGUAUCACAUGGUGGAAUCGUUCCAUGUAACGGACAAUGAUCAAAAAAUUGCGUUUUACGCCGGCAUGAUCACCUCGUCCUUCACCUUUGCUGAAUUCUCCGCUGGCAUGUUCUGGGGCCGGAUGAGUGACCGGAUCGGCCGCAAGCCGGUGCUCGUCAUGGGUCUCAUUGGCACGGCUAUUAGCAUGGUCGCCUUUGGAUUUGCGCCCAACCUGGCGACGGCGAUGAUUGCGCGAGCCCUGGGUGGACUGUUGAACGGGAAUAUCGGAGUGCUUCAAACGACGGUGGCGGAGAUUGUGACGGUCAAGGAGCACCAGCCCCGAGCAUACUCGAUCAUGCCGUUCGUGUGGUGCCUGGGCUCGAUCAUUGGGCCGGCUAUGGGCGGUGCAUUGGCCCAACCCUGCGACAACUACCCGUGGCUGUUCUCGCGUAACACGCUCUUCGACCGGUUCCCGUUCCUGCUGCCCAACCUGGUGUGCAUUGUCGUGCUUGUGUGCGGGAUUGUGGUCGGAUUCCUGUUUUUGGAGGAGACGCACCCCGAAAAGAAGCACCGAAGAGAUCCCGGCCGUGAGUUGGGCCACUGGUUGAUCAGCCUGUGCUGUGGCUCGCGUGUGCAGCUCCCCGACGAUUCCGACGUGGGGGUGGAGGAGACCAAGUACUUUGUGUAUGGCGAUGUCCCGCCCGAAUACGAAAGUGCCGAAUCAUCGCCCUGCCUGCGCCCCGUGACCGUGAGCGUGGGAGCAACAGAGUGCGACGUCGACGUCGAGGGACAGAAACCGGCCGCGCCCAAGGCGUUCACUCGACAAGUCAUCUUCACCAUCGUUGCUUACGGCAUUCUCGCCUAUCACAGCGUGUCCUUCGAUCAGCUGAUGCCGGUCUUCCUCAGUACGCCCAAGUCCGACGAUGCGAUCGUCCUGCCCCUCAAGUUUACCGGUGGUCUUGGUCUGCCAACGAAGACUAUCGGCUUCAUGUUGGCCGUCCAAGGAGUUUAUUCCAUGAUCGCUCAACUCUGGCUCUUCCCAUUCGUCGUCAAGCACUUUGGCACCUUGCGCACGUUCCGCUUCGUCCUGCUGGCAUGGCCGCCGCUCUACCUGGCCGUGCCCUAUCUCAUCCUACUCCCCGCUAAACUCCAGAUGCCCGCCGUCUACGUCGCCCUGAUCAGCAAGAUUACCUUCCACGUGAUCGCCUUCCCCGCUAUCGCCAUCUUGCUGGCCAACGCUGCUCCCACGUCAAAGGUCCUCGGUUCCAUCAACGGCGCUGCUGCCUCUACCGCUAGUCUCAGUCGUGCCUUUGGGCCGACGGUGACGGGACUACUGCACUCAAGGGGUCUGCUGAGCGGUUACUCCGUGCUGGCAUGGUGGGCCUGCGGACUAGUCUGCGUUGUUGGUGCCAUCCAAAGUUUCUGGAUGGAGGAGUCGCCCGAGCCUGAGCGCUUCAAGGAUCAGGACUCCGAUGUCAGCGAGGCGGAGCUCAAACAUGAAACCAUGUCGAAUGAUUCCUAUGCUGGCAGAGAUUCUAUUUCCCAGGAAGAGCAACGCCUGCUCUCUUUGCGCUCCAGCCUUGAUCAGGAAUUCGACGUUUCCACCUUGAGCUUGAACCCGAUCCACGAUUUCUCUACUCCCCCGGAGACCGACUUGUCUUCUACUCCUCGCCUCUAA